Molecule: messenger RNA, 2887 nt
Organism: Pomacea canaliculata
Lineage: Eukaryota; Metazoa; Mollusca; Gastropoda; Architaenioglossa; Ampullariidae
Product: U8 snoRNA-decapping enzyme-like
Exons: 4
Coding region: 25-807 (260 amino acids)
Biological process (GO): mRNA catabolic process; sno(s)RNA catabolic process
Cellular component (GO): nucleus
Molecular function (GO): phosphodiesterase decapping endonuclease activity; snoRNA binding
Source: RefSeq, a predicted model, not a curated record
AAAUACGACUGAGUCUUCUUCUUCAUGGCAUUCGCAAGAGCUAUUUGCACAAUCGUUAGAACCCGUAGAAGAAAUGCAAGACGGGUGGCCUGUCGUGAUUUUAUUAUUCUUUCGCUUAUUGUUAUUGUGGUUCGUUAUCACAUUUGUUCUAAGAAGAAUGAAAAAAAAGCAGACUGGGGACGCCUUAGUAAAUUUGAAAAGUUCGGAAGACUUGGAGAUGAUGAGUUCCUUUGUGUACCGAUUGAUUUUGACUAUGACUUAAUUGAAUCACAAGAUAAUCAGUAUAAAGAGCACACACAUGCGGCACAUGGAAUGUUGUUUGCAAGAAACGAGAUGAGCUGGAAAUUUAGGGGUGCUGUUUUGAUGCAAAUCCGUUGUGAUGGUGUUUAUGGAUUCCCUGGCGGCUUGGCUGAAAAGGAAGAGAACCCCGUUGAUGCUCUGAAUCGAAAAAUUGUCGAGGAAACAGGUCUUAAUCAUAGCCGGCAUAUAUUUUCUUGGGAUCAUCACAUUCAAUCUUAUCUACAUGCCAAGAAACAACUUGUGCUGCACUUCUUUGUGAUGGAAAUCACCAUGGAUGACUUAAUGGAAGUAGCGAUGAAGAGCUUAGGUGCCAAGGAAUUUGGUACAGAGGUGUUUGGCAUUGUACAAGUGCCUUUGUUCACCAUGGGAGAUGGAUUUCCAGGAUUGUCAACCUUUCUUUCUAGUCAGUUUUCAGGCAAUGCUGCUCAAGAGCUUAUUCGGGGGAUCAGGCAUUCUACACUCCUCUCAGAAGAUGAAAUGAAAAUUGUAAUAAACAACUCUAAUUAAUUCCUGGCUCAAUUAGUAUUAUGCAGUUGGUAGGUUGUAAAUUCCCACUAAUGUGCCUUUAGUGUAAAAUUAAUUUAUUAUACUUCCAAAUGUUUAUUAAGAGGGAAGAGCCUUUAGCAGACUACACUGUUACUGAGAGAACUAAAGAAAAAAAAUUUUUUUUAGUUUUUUUUCACUUAAGCUGUAUCAGUUUUUGUUCUCAUUCUCUCCAAGAAUAUCUGUGCUAUUCUCCUUUCCACUCAUUCUAAUUGCUUUUUAUGUUAGCACAAGUUUUGGCAAUCAUUUGGUGCUGCAUUCAAUGCCUUCUCAGGAUGUGUGAAUGUGAGACACAGGCUUUCGAGUCCAUGACAAAUAAGCAUAGGCAGCAUGCUUAUUACCAUUGAGGUAUAUUUAGACUCCACUUCAUGACGUGGUAGUGCAUGUGAGAUGGGGGAGAGGCUUAUUAGCUUAUUCAGAAUCUCACGAUUGUUUAUUUCCAUUGCAUGUUUCAUUGUGGUAAGUAGACAAUUUGUCAACAUCAGUCAACAGGACCUUCAUUAAGAACAUGCUUGGUUAUAAGACUGUACAAAAUAGAAUAAGUCUACUCAAAUCCAUUUAACGAUAUUCAUUUCCAUAUGUUUGUUUAUUUAUGUGUGCAAAAGCUCUGUAUGCUCUUCAUAUAAAAGAACGUACCUUCCCAAUGGUUAAAGAGUAUGUUAGCACAUUUCCAUCACUUAAAUAAAUUAAGUCCCUUGAAAAAAAAAUUCUGCCAAUAGUGCUCUUAAGAAAUUUUGUUUUAUUUUCCUAAAACCCAUAAGCUGCAUUUAACUUCUGGAAGUGUCUUCAUUACUUGGCUGUUUGUGAAAAAAAUAUUUUGUUUUAACAUCCACAUAGAACUAAAAUAUUUUAUUUUCACCCGCUGAAAGUAUUUUUAGUAUGCCAUUUAAGAAAUAAGUCCUGGUUGUAAAAGAUUCCUAUAUGUGAAUGAUGACGAUGGAUCCCUUAAAUGUCAAUAAUUUAUGGUUAUAAAAAUAGGAUAUAUGUUAACAGUUCUGAAAUUUUAUUAAACUUGUGUUGAAGUGUUUAAGUUACAAAUUUGUUAAUACCAUAGCGACAAAUAAAUAUUUUGGAUAUAUAAUAUGCCACAGUAAUCUGUUUGAAUUUAAUGAGAUGAAUGAUAUUGGUACAAGUGAGACAUUCAUGAACAAAAGAAAUUUUUUUUUCUGAUGCCCUUUCACUGUCUUAACAAACAAUCUCUAAAAUUAUUUAUUGGUUUUAGUCACACUAAGUCUCAACUCAUACAACAAAUUAGUAGUGUUAGUAAAUACAGCUCCUCCUUAUGCUGGACACUUUCAACAUUAAGCAUCAAAUACCAAAGAUUCCAGCAUUCAUUCCUUGAUUUCAAUUACUGAUCCACUAACCGGCAAGUUAUAAUGCCAUCACCAACUUACAGUAACACACGGGAAGCACACUAUUUUAGUGUUAAUUUCACCUGUUUUAUUAAUUUUUCUACAGUUUGAUACUAAAUAUUGUACGCUUUCCUAAACUAGAACAUGUCUUGACAAGAGGGAGGGAUGGUGUACCCAAGCGGCUGUGGAUGGGGCCUGGCCUUGGAAAGUAAAUUUUUUUUGCGAAAAGAAAAAAGUAUCAAACAAGGGGAAAAAAAUUCUAAAGCUUGACUUCAAAGAACACUAUGAAGUUUACGCUUCACCACUACUAGAGUUAUUGCCACCUCCAAUAAUUAUACCAAAAACUGACAUGCAUUAGGUGGACAUGCAGUUUGCCAACCUCAAAAUUCUAAGCUAUGCGGUGGGCCGGUAAAAUAUCCCAAACGCGCCAGGUGACUACACAACAAGCCUAGUGAUAAUGUAAGGGCCAACUGAAUACAUAUAAAGGCGUUGAUCGCUUUCCGAAUCACUGUGUGCAGUACAGCUGUUUAAUUUGCUCACAAUAAAACCAGCCUUUCUUUUGAAGGCAGCCGCCCCCCAUGUUCUCCAACGACUAUAUCACCCGUGUUAUUUAUCUUUGUACUUUCCUUGUUAGACUGUUACGGACUGCCGAUUUCUAACGUUGUAGUACUUGAUAUAUUUAAUCUCAAUCC